AUGCAAAGGGGAACUGAUAGGGUGAUAAUGAGACGAAAUAAACAACAUGAAUGGUCGACACCAGAUAUGAAAUCAUGUUUUAAUUGUGGAUAUACAACUCAUCUUAUAAGUGAAUCAGAUGCGAUACGUUCAAGACCAAAUGAAACAAGAUAUAAUAAUAAAGGGUCUCAAGGAAGAAGAAAUGAUGACGUUCGUAAUUAUGGUGAUCAUGAACAAGAAAUGUAUGAAUGGGAUAAAGGAGAAGAUAAUUUUGAAGAUGUACAAAGCUCAAAUACUAGGGCUUCCAUUCUCACUAGGCCUAGAAAUGUACAAAAUAGAAGUACUAAUAGCAUCCAUAGAGCUAGUAAGAUAAUAAUGAGAUUCAAUUAA
Messenger RNA from Rhizophagus irregularis DAOM 181602=DAOM 197198, 369 nucleotides. The record is from RefSeq and is a predicted model, not a curated record. NCBI's taxonomy places the organism in Eukaryota, Fungi, Glomeromycota, Glomeromycetes, Glomerales, Glomeraceae.